Juglans regia (Persian walnut) is the source of this 483-nucleotide messenger RNA. RefSeq lists its product as uncharacterized. Lineage: Eukaryota; Viridiplantae; Streptophyta; Magnoliopsida; Fagales; Juglandaceae. The transcript has a single exon. Bases 1 to 483 code for a protein of 160 amino acids. The record is from RefSeq and is a predicted model, not a curated record.
AUGGGUACGGAAGGAGUUUUAAGAGCCAAUAAGUGGCUUAUCGACUUAGAUAGAACUUUUGAUAUCAAUGGUUGCACAGAGAAUCAGAAGGUCCAGUAUGCCGGACAUUUACUCCAAGGAGAGGCUGGCAUAUGGUCGGAUGUGAAAAUGAAACUUUUGGCGCAAGAAUUGGGAGAUAUCACCACUCUCACUUGGGAGCGUUUUAAGAAUGAAUUCGACAGCCGUUUCUUCCUAGAAACAGCUAAAUAUCAGAAAGCAUUAGGGUUUACGAACUUGACUCAAGGAAAUAUGACAGUGGAGCAAUAUGCAGCUCGAUUUAUGGAGUUAGGAAGAAUUGCCCCACAUUUGAUUAGUAUGCAAAACAUGCAAGUUAGGAAAUUUCAAGACGGAUUACAACCAAGGAUAAGGAACCAAGUUGCUUUCUUACAGAUCGAGAAUUUUUUAGAGUUAGUGAAUGUUGCUUCCAUAGCAGAGGCAGAGUAG